This is a messenger RNA of Chaetomium globosum CBS 148.51, 210 nucleotides long. RefSeq lists its product as uncharacterized. The coding region runs from base 1 to 210 and encodes 69 amino acids. The record is from RefSeq and is a predicted model, not a curated record. NCBI's taxonomy places the organism in Eukaryota, Fungi, Ascomycota, Sordariomycetes, Sordariales, Chaetomiaceae. The transcript is spliced from 2 exons.
AUGGCUCAAGGCGGGCAUGGUGGGCAGGUCUCGCUGCAGCGUAUCGACUCGUCACGAUUGACCCAUGGCGGCGAUCCCCCGGAAGCUAAGGUUGCUUUGGGAAAGUCCCUCGAUCAAGUGUGGGGAUCCACGAGACCGAGACGUCGAAACUCCAAAAAAGACACGCCAUCAACGACGUACUCGACCGGCCAGUUCAUCGUUCCUGUAUGA